Messenger RNA from Anopheles coustani, 4761 nucleotides. RefSeq lists its product as uncharacterized. Lineage: Eukaryota; Metazoa; Arthropoda; Insecta; Diptera; Culicidae. The record is from RefSeq and is a predicted model, not a curated record. Gene Ontology annotation, molecular function: ATP binding; ABC-type protein transporter activity. Gene Ontology annotation, cellular component: membrane. Gene Ontology annotation, biological process: protein import; protein targeting. The transcript is spliced from 4 exons. The coding region runs from base 1 to 4761 and encodes 1586 amino acids.
AUGAAUGUAAAGUAUAACUCAUCAAAGGACGAACGCAACAUUUCACAAUUAGUUGAGUUGAUCACGUGUAAUGCUAAUAGUUCGGAGAAUGUGAAAAAGAAUUUACCCAACAUUGAAAGAUCGAUCAUUGAAAUAAACGAAGGUAAAUAUGAGAUUAAGAAGAAUAUAGUUCACAACCUCAUCCCGGUUGGCAUUGUAGACUACGAACCAAGCACUAAAAUGGUACACGAGUUUACCGAGAACGAAAUUCGAAUGUGGGCCAAAUACUUUAGCACAAGGAAGUACAAAAUCGAUGUAGGAGAUCUUCAGGAAAUGCUUGCCGUGAUCGAUCGAGCAGUAGUGCUCAAAAGAGGUUUCAAUCUUCGCGAUACUCAAAAACUAGCUGUGCUGACUUUAUUGGCAAAUGACCGCAGUAUCUUGGCCCAAGUUUCCACAGGAGAAGGUAAAUCAUUGAUCGUAGUGGCAGCUGCCAUAAUGAAAGCAUUGUUCGGGGAGAAAGUCGACAUAGUAACUAGCUCUUCAGUUCUGGCUAAGCGUGAUGCAGAAAAUCACAAUGAUAUCUACAGCUUGUUCGGUAUCACCGUUUCACAUAAUUGUAGUGAAGAUACAGAGAAACGUAGAGAAGCUUAUGUGCUAUGCCAAGUACUGUAUGGCGAUCUGGGAAGUUUCCAACGAGAUUAUCUGUUGGAUCGAUUUUAUGGGAAAAAUAUACUCGGAGAUCGUGACUUCUCGAACGUGAUUGUGGACGAGGUCGACAGUAUGCUUGUCGACAAAGGAAAUAAUAUGCUGUACCUAUCGCAUGAUAUACCUUGGAUGGACAAGCUGGAAUCGGUAUAUCUCUUCAUUUGGCAGCAGAUCAAUUGCCUUGAAGAGAUCGACAAUGAAAUUUACGAUGAUACAAAAUAUAUAGAAGAGGCAGUCUUGAACGAUUUGUAUGGAAUUAUUAGGGAGGAAGAUAUUGCGAAAAUUGACGUGAACCUUAAUGAUCGCGAUCAUAAAGUAGUACUGUCCCGGUUGGUAAAUGCGAAGAUUUUAGAUGAACGAGGCAGGUUGUUGAUAGAAUCCGUAGACGAAUUGAAGCUUAGAAAAUCAUUGAAACCAGAAUUCUCGAGAUACGCCGAUCGUAUAAGCUUUCUUCUACAAGCAACCAUUGAAAGAAAAAGAUUAAUACUGGUCCCGAAUCAUCUUCGAUCGUUUGUUGAAAGACAUCUGAAGCAGUGGAUAAAAAGUGCUAUAACUGCAUUCUUUAUGAAUCCGGGACAUGACUAUGUGGUGGACGUGGACAGAACAGGUACGAGCUCGGAUCGUAAUGCCAAUAUCAUUAUUUUAGACAAAGAUACGGGAACGGAUCAAGCGAACUCGCAAUGGGAUGAAGCGUUGCAUCAAUUUUUGCAAUUGAAGCAUGGCUGUAAGCUGUCUAUGCUCAGCCUGAAGGCCGUGUUUAUUUCAAACGUUUCCUAUUUCAAACUUCAUCGAAAGUUGUGUGGCUUAACGGGUACAUUAGGAUCCGAGACAGAGCGAAACUUACUUCGUGACAUACACGAUGUUGAUUUCGUGACGAUUCCUACUUCGCGCGCGAAACAAUUUCAUGAAGAACUGCCAAUAGUCUGUUGUGGGAGAGAAGAAUGGAUAAAUAGCGUAUGUAAACAGGCUCAUUUCGUAACUGAUGAGCAAAAGCGAUCGGUUUUGAUUAUUUGUGAAACAGUGAAAGAUGCUAAGGACCUUCAAAAAUCUUUAGGAGAUACAGGAACCGUGAACGUCCAUAGUUACAUGCGGGAUUACGACCCGUUUACAGUGGUAAAGGAAGGCAGACAGCUUGAUCAGUGCCAAGUGAUUAUAGCAACGAACUUGGCAGGUCGUGGUACCGAUAUACAACUCACAAACGCGUUGAGAAAUGUCGGAGGACUAUACGUAUUAUUAACAUACCUUCCGGGCAACCAGCGGAUUGAGGAACAAGCGUUUGGAAGAGCAGCUCGUAGUGGCGAUAAGGGCUCUGGUCAGUUAAUUAUUAUCCAUUCAAGAGGAAUGGAAUACAGUAAUGCCAAAGUAUUACGCCUUAAGAAAGAACGCGACAUUGAAGAGGCAUUACGCGUUUCAGAAAUUAAAUCGAACUACAAGAAUCGAAUCAUUGCGGAAGAGAGUUGUUUUAAAGAGUUUCAGUACCUGUAUGAAGGGAAAAGGAAGGAACUUAAGGAUGCGAAAGUUCCAGAUGAAGUGAUAAAAAUCUUACUCGCAAGCUGUUUGGAUAAGUGGGCGUAUUGGUUAGAUGAACAAAACAAAACCAUAAUUCUUGAUCAAGGAGAUAGUCUUAAAAACCAGUUCAAAAGAUCAUUGGAUCAGUUCACGUCUAUGUUACAUGAUUUAAGUCCAGGAACCGCAGAUACCAGAUUGCAUGAUUACGAUACAAGUGCAUGGCUUCCUUGGGUUGAUGGGAAUCCAGCACAAAUGAUAGAGCUUGCAAAACUACUCUGCCAAAAAUCGUAUUGGCGUUCUUUUUCGCUUGGAUAUAACCAUCGGUAUGAGAAUAGCUUAAAAUUAUUCAACAAUGUUAUACAGAGUGAGCCACAAUUUUCGGAGGCAGCGCACUACUACAAAGCUUUUGCGUUAGCCAUCAAUGGCGACACCACAGAUAAGACUUUGCUACGACAAUUCAAGCAAGAAUUGCGAUCAGCAGCAAAACUUUUUGAAAAACACAGUAUAUUAGCAAUAAGUGCAGCCACUAUCGUUGGGAAGUUGAUCGAGAAUUACGAAGAAGGGAACAAACGUAUAGAAAAUGGCUACGAAAAACAGAAGCGGAGCAUAAUUGAUAUUUAUUCUACAUUCAUACGUUCUAUAGAUGAUAUGCUUGGUACACCUGUUACUUCACAAUCAUUCGUAAAUCAUGAUAUAGACGAUCAUUUGGCCGCAUACUUAAUACAGAAUCUUCUGCAAAUCGGUAUAAUGACAAAUAUGAAAAUGAAAACGAAAAAUAUUUCCAUGGCAACACUCAAACAAACCGUGAAAGACCUUCCAUGCACAAUUUCCGUUAACAAGUUGGAAAAGUUUUUAUCGAAUUACGAAAAAACUAUAAAUGAAAAGGAAUUUGCCAAGGCUUUAAAAAAAGAGAUAGAAAUACCACGAAGGGAACAAUUUUGGAAGAUACUAACCCAACAAGGAGCGUUACAGAAUGUUGUAAGCUAUGUUAUUGUAGAUCAUGAACGAAUAAAGGCCGUAGAUCCGUCAAUGCUAGACUUUAUACAAGAAAAAAUUAAUAACAACACGUUGAAAAAGCAAACCAUAGCUAGCACCGACGAGCGCAUUAUGCUUUACGUAGAGUACAUUAUUAACCAUGCUGAAAAAGAAACCAUGUAUGAAGAAAUCAAAGUGCAGGCUAAAGAUAAGAGCGAAGAACUCGUGUUUGUGAAAGAGGAGUUCAUUGCUGUUGUAGUGGUUGCGAUCGGAUUGGCUCAGAUUGCCAUCGGUGGUAUAAUAGAAUUGUACUUUGCUGGUUUUAUGGCACACGUUGGAGCUGCAUUUAUCAAUGAAGGGGUCAACGACCUAAUGUAUGCAGUAGGAGCCCUCAAGUCAGGAUAUUUUAGUUGGCAAGAGUACGGAAAACAUAAAUUUCAGAGCGUAAUUACAACCGUUGUCUCCGUGGGAGUGGCAGGAUUUCUUUCCAGGGGAGUCAAAGUGUCACGUUAUGGACGUAAACUGGCUGAAUCUGGUUAUAAAUGUACAGGACUAGAAGUGGCCAACGCCUCUGGCAAACGACUGAUAGAGACCGUUGGGUGUAAAAUUGCGUCGAAGGAAGUCGCCAAACGGAUUGCUCUGAAAUCAGCGGAAAGUAUUGUUUUUGGCAUAACAAAUUCGAUGGCGGACGCUGCAAUAGAAAAUUAUCUUCAAAAUGUGUGUGAUAACAUAGGAAACAGAUUUAUAACCAAAGCAAUGAAAGCCGCAGAUGAUCAUAGCAUUUCAAAUCGCUUGAAAGAAGUAUACGAUACAUUAGGAGUUUCCAAGGCAAAACAAAUGAUGGACGAGAUUACAAACAGCGCUUUCAGCGAACAUAAUAUUUUUGAAACCUAUGGUCCCAUGGCGAGCAAGGUCCAGGCUGCCGUAGUUCAAGGGUUUGCGCAAGGCAUUGCGAAGCAAAAUUCCCAUGGGAAAACGAACGAGCAAACAAAAGAGUAUCACGAUAAAUUGCUAAAAUUAUAUCGAAAAACCAGAAACUCAACGUUUGUUGCAGCAAUCAUUUUAGAAAACAUACCAAUGGACUUGACAUGCGUAAAAGCCUGUUCUUUUGUACUUCCACGUGUCCUUAAGAACUUAGGAAUCAAUGCAGGGGGAUUAGAACUUACAGUCGUGGGAGAAAACGGUAUGGAACAAACGUUUUGUUCCGCUUCCAAUGAAAAGAUUAAGCAAAAAGUCACGUUGACGCUGAAGGAUAACCACUAUACAAUUUGUAAAGGUGGAUCCCAAGAUCGGCCAUCAGGUACUGAUAUUGGUAUUAAUGAUUGUUUGUUUACGGCACUAUCACAUCAAUUUCCUGAAUUGCGAAAAUUGGGAGCAAAGCGAUUUAGGGAAUUGAUAGCACAAUCAAUUAUGGAAGAACCUGAACUAAAGCAUCACAUUCGGAAAGGCUAUCAUAACCUUCCAAUAAAACAGGGAGCAUACGGUGGUCGUCGCAAAACCGAGGUUAUAGAAGAAUCCUCAUCGACCUCAGACUUUGACCAUAUUGAGGGGGAUGAUGGACGUCCAGGAAAAGCAAACGAUACAUUGACCUAA